Molecule: messenger RNA, 6264 nt
Organism: Cryptotermes secundus
Lineage: Eukaryota; Metazoa; Arthropoda; Insecta; Blattodea; Kalotermitidae
Gene: lgs
Product: protein BCL9 homolog
Exons: 9
Coding region: 430-4800 (1456 amino acids)
Source: RefSeq, a predicted model, not a curated record
UGUAGCUAAUGAAAAAAAUAAUCAGCUUUAUUUUAAAUUUAUAUUGUGACAUGAAUUUGAAUACUAAAAUGAGAAGACUCGUCAGAGCUCAAAUUUAAAUGAAGGACCUUUGAUUUUGUAUGCUUUUGUCUUCUGUAACCCAUUAAAGAAUAAUUACAGUGAUGUAUUCAGGAAUUUUAGAAAUCCAAGAGGCUGAUCCCAUGACUUGGUGAAAUUUCACAAUAUGUUUUGUAAAUAAUUUUAAAGAGUAACUUAUUAAAUGUGUAUUGUGGCCUUUUGGGUCAUGAUAUUUUGUAGUCAUGUGGGUGGGUACCACUGCUUUGGAAGAACACGCUUCCUUCUGUUUCAGGGUAUCCACCUACCAGACUACAUGGAUUCAUAAGAAAACACCACAGUUAAUGUUUUCUUUUUAUAUUGCACAACUGUAGCAUGAUUAAAGAAAGUAAAGAUAAACAACGGGAGAAGAAUGGCAGUAAUGCAUCUGUUAAGACUGAGCUUCCUAGCUCACAGGGGCAGAGUUCAGAAACUGCAGUGAAAGAAGAGCCAGGGACAGAGUCCCAUGUGAAUAGUGGGGAGGAAGGGGACACUAGUUGCAAAAAGAAUGGAAUACGGGUGAGUGGUGGAAAUAGUGCUACAGGGAGCAGCUCAAGUUGUGGUCAUGCUGACAUAAAGCCCAGCCUCAUUGGUUCAACGAAUACUGGGACAGUGACCAUGGGUCCUGUUCGAUCAUCUUCAGCUACUCAUAUAACAAGUGACCUCUGCUUGGUGGAUGGUGCACAAGAAGGAACAAAACCUGAGGAGAGCAGUUCCCAAGACAAACCUACAUCAUGCAAUACAGUUAAGACUGAAAUUAAUGGCAGUACCAAUCAUGAAUUCAGUAAUGCUGAUCCAUGUAGUGAAGGAAAUGUAUCACUGGGCAUAUCACUCUCCAGUUCAGGUCCUCCACCUAACGGAGUACAGCCUCUUCCUAGUAAUGUCAUCAAUAAGCAGCCCGGUACCAUGGAAGCACAAUAUAUGCAGCAACAGAGUCAGAUCUUCGUGUUUUCAACUACACUUGCCAACAAGUCUGCGGAAGCUGUACUGCAGGGCCAGUUCCCAUCCAUCAUUGCUUACCACUGUGCUCAGCCAGGAACAAAAAAGUAUUUAGAGAAACACCCUCUGAAGAUGAAUCAGUUCAAUCGACAGAACCCUGCGCAAUGGCUUAACAGUCUGGCUCAGAUGAAGCAAAAGGCAGGUCCUGGUGUAAUGAAGGGCCUCAACCCUGGCGGGGUCCAGGGUGACAUGGGAGCAAAUCCCAGUUCAGGGGGUGGAAUGGGAAUAUGGAAUCAGAACAACAAUAUAAUGAACAACAUAAAUACAGUGGGCAGUGCAGCCAAUUCCAUGAUGCAGUCGUGUGCCAACAGUGUCCUCAGCAGCUGUCCUGUCUCCAGUUCUCUGACUCCAAGCAGUGGUCCUAUGAAGGCCCCUGGUAUCGAUAGUCCAUGCAUGAUGCCUGGUUCACCAAAUGCUAAUCCCAUGAUGGCUAGUGGGAUUGGACAUCACAGUCCUAGCAUUUCCACAGGCACUCCUGCCAUGAUGCCAGGAGGUGCACCUGAUAUUGCAAGCAGUCCAGUCAUGAAUCCCAACAGCAGUGUUCCUCAGCCUACUCUCACAGGUGUCAAAGUUCCUGAUGAAAACUUAACGCCUCAGCAGAGACAGCAUCGUGAAGAACAGCUGGCAACAUUGCGCAAAAUGCAACAGAUGCUAUUUCCAGAACACCAGUCCCCAGUACCAGAUGGGGGUAAUGUAAACCAGCAACCAGAAGGGAUGUUAAUGCAGCAUGGGAUUGUACCAGUGAUGGGACUGGGGCCUGGGCCUGGACCUGGUCCAGGUCCAGGUCAGUCAGGAAUGAAUAAUAAUGGAGGCCCAGGAGUGAUGACACAGAAAGGUAUUAUGAUGGGGGGAUUGGGUGGCCCCAAUCAAAUUACUCCAACAUCAGUGGCAGCUCAGAUUGAGUGGCAAAAACUACAGCAUCAGUUCUAUGAGGAGAGGAAGAAGAAAGGUCCAUCUGGCUUGGUAAUGGGAGGCUCGGGUUCUGGGAUUGGGAGUCCUGCAAGCUCUUCUGUCCAGCAGAUGGGCCCAAGUGGUCCUGGGUCUUGUGGAUCCAGGCUUCCUGGGGCAGGAGGAGGAACUGGGACAGGGCCAGGGUCAGUAGGGUCUGGCCCAAGAGCACAAGGACCCCCUCCACCAUAUCAUCAGACCACAAGAUCUGCCAGUGUUCCUAAUGCUAUGCCCAGCCCAAAUCCAGCAUCUCCCAAUAAUCCCACCUCUAACCUCUCACUUCCAUCCCCACGAGCUGCAUCUGGCCUAAAUUCACCAGCAGAUCCAAAUCGACAGCAGUUCUCUAUGGGCAGUAAUGGCAGUGGAAAUGGUGGAAGUUCCACACGUUUGGUGGGAUCAGGACCCAGUCCCACUGGGACACACAGUACAUCCCUGGAGUCUCCCACUGCAAGCCGGCCAGUAAAUUUAAGUAACCCUGGCACACCGGUGUCUACACAUCUUUCACCAAGCGCAGCCAGGAAGGAGUCAAGCACAGAGUUCCCAUCCCUGACACCAAGUUCAAGUAGUCAACCAAACACAUCAACAUCAAAUCAGCAGCCUGCAGUUGAUGGCAUGUAUUGUCGAACGCUGCAGUCUAUGGCUCAGCAAAAGCAACAACAGCAACCAAAUCAAUCAAAUAAGGAACCGAACUUGAUGCCUGUUCCUUCUCCACAACAAAUCCAGUACCUGAAUACAUUUGAUGGCCAAGAACUUACCAUUCAGAAGCAACCGAACACGAGUCUGAAAGAUACGAAUAUUAGGUCACCAACCCUUCCACCGCCUAACCUGGAUUCCAGCUUGCAAACAUCAAGUUCUGACAUUGCAGGUGCUCGAAUAUCUGGUCCUGGAACACCAUUGACUCCCACCUCAAUGGAGGUAGGUUCCCGUUACUCAGCCACAACUGGAGAGAUGAGUAGGUUUCCCAUACCUAGCCCUCACACACCUGGUGCUCCAAAUACAACAGAACCCAAGAGUCAAUCACAGCGUUUCCCAGGGCCCACUUCACAGAACCAAGGCACACUUACCCCAGGCAUUGAUCCAUUGAACAAGGCUCAAGCAACAGAAGUGGGAUCAAGGUUUCUCAGUUCAAGCCCUCAGAUGGUUGAUGGAAUGGGUCCACCAAGAUUGCCUGUUGCUGGAAGUGGGCCCACAAGUACAUCACCAGCCAUGACCAAUCCCACUCAGAAUUUCAUGCAGCAAACUGCACCAGCCAUGGGUGGUAUGAAAGUUACGUCCCAUUUCCUGGAAGUGUCUCCUUCAGGAAAUACCUCAGCUGCAGUAGAAGUUUCACCUACUAGUUCUGGAAAUUUUCCCUGUAUGCGGUCUGAAAAUGUACCACUAAAUCCUAAUGGCAACAGUGGAAUACCAUGCAAUGGCAAGAGUGCUCAUUUUGAUCCUAUUACAUCAAUGGCACAGAUGAGCCAGCAGUUGACUAGCAGUGUGGCAAACUCUCCAGGUGGUCAGAACACUGGAUUAAUGAACAGCAUUCCUACUGGUAUGUUGCCUUUUAAUUCUAACAUGCAUCCUAUGCAAAUGAAUGAUAUGGGCAGUUGUCAGGGACUACAGGAUGGCCAAACAUCUGCAGGUGGCCUCAUGAAUACAAUAGGACCAGGGGUUCCUGGAAGUCAGCCAGGGCCAGCAAACUUUGUGGGCAUGCCACCCCAUUCAUUUAGUCCAAAUGGAGGAAUGGUUCAGUGUUCAGGCUCUGUAAGCACAACACCAAGUAUGAACCAACCUAUCAUGCAUGCAAAUAGUUCUGCCUCACCUAAACCUGGAAACAUGAUAAUGACCCUUGGUCCAUCAAGAGGAUCAUCUCCUUACACUUCAAGUCCAGUCCCUCAGAGGAUGAUAGGACGACCUCCAGGCCCUAACCUGUACAGUGGUACCAAUGUACAAGUUAAAGCCAGUGCUCCAAACACCAUCCAGUAUCUCCCUGCCAAACCUCAAACUGGGAGCUCUGGUCCCAGGGGCCCUCCCAGUUUGGAUUUCCUACAGCGUUUCACAAGCCCACUGUCCAAUUUAGAUACAAAGGUUCCUACCCACAAUCUGCAGUAUUUCCCCACCAGUGGCCAACCUAAUUCUGCAAAUAUGGGUAGACUUAAUGUGUCCAUGAACAGACCAAAUGGAGCUAUGAGUGGUGUGAAUUCUCAAAUUGGAGGCCUUCCAGGAACAAACUGUAGUGGUGUUGGUGGUCAUAUGGGUGGGCUGAGUGGCCCAAUUAUUGGCUCCAAUGUACCUUUGGUAGGCAUGAACUUACCCAUGUCAGGUGGCAUGGUAAUGGGAUCAGGAGGACCUUGUGUUGGUAUGACUCAGUUACGCGGCAGCUUACGACCAGGAGGGAUGAUGAGGAUGCAGCAAAUGGGAGGCAGCGUGUUUGGUCUCCCAUCCAGCCCAGGACAAACAGUUGGAGAUCCGAUAUUUGGAGGCGGUCCAAAUCCAAACAUGCCUGGAAAUGCUCAGAACACACAGAUGUUUGUGCCUGGCCCUAAGUCUUCUCCAAUGGGACUUGGUAGUGCCCCAGAUGCGACUCAGCCUCUUCCGCCUUCAAUGGGACAGACUAAUAACUUUAAGAAUUCGCCUUUUAUUGGGCCUACUACAGCUGACCCUAAUUAUGCUCAGCAGUUCCAUAACUUCCAGCAACAGUUGUAUGCAACAAACACAAGGAGCCAGAUGAACAAUCAAGGUAUGGGUCCAAAUCAGUCCUUCUUUGUUCCCAAGUAAUUUAAUGUAAAUUCUUAAUCAUAACAGAAAUGGGAACCCUCAUGCCUAUACAUAAUUGAGAUUAUAUUUUCAUACAUGUAAAUAGUGUCUCAAAGAACAAUCAUAGCAUUCUGGUGGAAGAGUGUGGAGUGCAAUAAUCAAUGUAAGUGUAUAGAGACCUAAAACUAAGUUUUUCUCUCUCUCCGAGGAAAUUAUUAGCAUGAUUCCAUGUCUGUUGGUAGUCACUCCAGUAAUUUAAAGGGACUCUCAACCCAUGCUAAAAGUUUAACAUAAAUGGGUUAUCCCCACAUUACACCUGGAGUUGUGAUUGUCAUGAAGCUUUUAAGAGAGGUAUUCGGUCAAUUGCAUUAUGGAAGAAACCAAGGUAAAAGAAUCUUGUCCUCAAGCAUGAAAAGGAUGUAACCCAAAUGGGCAUGCAAUAAUAGCUUUUGGUAAAGACUCUAAUUUUGUCACUUGUGGGAUGAGGGAGGAAGGGACUGUCAGGUGGGGGAGGGAUAUGUACAUACUGUGUAUAGCAUCGGUUCAGAAUGUAUUGGCCACAAGCAUACUUGUGUAGUGUUCCACCAAACUGGAUGUUUUGGCUCGGGUAAUAUUUACUGAUCCAUGUUGUCACCUUGUCUUUAAUGGUUUCAACUUCCUGCAUUCCUCACAACUCUCAAGAGUAGAGUCUUGUACUGUGCCAGUUCUUAUAUUUAAUUAUAUGACUUUAGAGGAAAAAUUGUGGUCAGAAUUUCUAAAUUUUGACAUAAUGCCUACGUAAGGUUUUAGACAGUGUUCUGUUUUAAAAAUUGCAUUAAAAUACAGAAAUACUGCAAACUGAAAUGUCCCUUUUUCCUUCAUUGACAUUAUAUGCAAGACAUGAAUUAAAAUAUUCAAAGCCUGUCUUUUCAUAAACAUGUAUGUUAUCACAGGGAAGGAAAAUGGUAUGAAAUGUCUUAAUUUUCAGACAAUCUGUCAUAGAAUCUUUCUCAUUUAUAUUUCAGAAGUUCUGGGAUGAAACGUUUUUGUAUCACUUGCAUUUUCAAGUGCAUGUGAAAUCUCUUUAUAGCAAUGUUCAGGGUGUUUUUGGUUCUUAUGAAUUGUGAAAAUAUUUUUCUUAAGAAUAGGCUUAUAACCAGUGCAUGUUCAAAGAACAUAUAAUAGAAAAAGGAAGAGAAGAGUUGCUUUUUAUAUGUGAGUAAUAUUAUGUCAUAUAAGGACAAUGUAUCUUAAAAAUAUGAUUGACUCACAAGACAUUUCUGCCAUUAAAUUCCAUAGUCAUUAGCUACUUUGUGAUAGUGAGGCCACUUAAUUGAAUGCAGAAACAAUGAAAGUUUGGUCCUUGGAGUGCUACCUGUAAUAAAGUCGGCUUUGAGCACCACAUAAUACAUCAGUAUAAUAAAAGAACACAGGAAAAUAAUUUUCUACUGAAUAAAUAUUAUUCCCAUGUUUCAUUUCACAUUGUCACAUGUAUUAGUGACUAUA